AUGCAGCAGUAUUUUAAUAAUGAUAAUCAAGCUAAUUUGCAUGUCCUUGUUCAUAUUGUAAGGCAAAAAAAGACAAUCCAUAACAAUCAUCUCAUGAUUGUUAUUAGGUAGAUAGAGAAAAUGAGGCUUUAAAAUAAGAGAUCUUAUAAUUAUAGAGUUAACUUCAUUAUUUGAAUUAAAAAGGUAUUGUAGUAAUCAAUCAAUUUUAAAGUGCCUGAAUUUCAACAAAUAUUCAAGGAUAAUUAGCAAAUGAAAAAGGCUCUGGAUUAAAUGAAUUAAUCAGUUAAAGAAUAUGAAGAGGAAAUCUAGAGAUAGAAAUAAGUAAUUGAUCGUUUGAACCUUGAUUUAGAUAAAGCAAAAAGAGAUAAUGAAUAGUUGUUAUAAGGAUUCAAUGAUAUUAAAUAAAGAGGAUUGUCAUAAGAACAGAAUUUAUUAUAAGAUAAUUAGAGAAUGAAAUAUACAAUUGAUGGACUUAAUAAUGAUUUGAGAAAUCUAUAAUAAGAGGUUCAUAGAUUGCGAUCACUUAAUGAAAAAUAAAAAUACAUUUAAGAUGAAUCAUAUCAUUAUCAAUAAGAAAACUAAUAAUAUCUAACUAGAAUGAGAUAAAUGGAGAUGUAGAUUCGAGAUUUGAUAUAAAAAGAGGAAAGUUAUAUACUAUAGAUUAAUAAAGCAAAUUAAGGGAAUAAUACUGAGAAUAUAUUAUUGAAAGAAUAGAAUACAUAAUUAUAACAACAGUUAUAAUAAUUAUAAAGAUAAUAUCAAAAACAAUUGGAAGAUAUGAAUUAAGAACGUGAUAGAAUAGUUUCAGAUUAGAGAAAUACAAUAAACAUAUAAAUAAAAGAUUAAUUAUUAAGAGAAUAAUAAAAAUGGUAGAACGAAAAAGAUGCAUUAUUACAAGAGAUUUAAUUACUUAAACAAUAAUUUGGUUAGAAUGAAUAAUAAAUAUAAAGGAAAAGAUAAUAAUUAGAAGAAGAAGUAAAUAGAAAUCAAUAAUAUUUAAUUGAAUUAGAAUAAGGAAAUAGUUAAUUAUAAAAUAAAUGUAGAGAAUUACAAAAUUAAAUUUCCUUAUUUGAAAAGGAUAAACAUCGUACAGAUUAAUAUAUUAGAAGAAUUGAUGAAUUAUAAUCAUAAUUAGAUUAAUUAUAGAGACAAAUGUAUGAAUUAACUAAUAAGUAUAAUAAUUUAUUAUAAUAAUAUGAAUAAAAGAAACAUUAAAUUGAAUAAUUAAAUAAUCAAUUAAAUAUGGUUUAAGAUCAUGAUAAAUAGAAAAUUAUUAAUUUGGAAAAGUAGAUUAGAGAACUAUAAGAUCAAUUAGCAGAUACACAAAGAUUGAGAUAAUAAUUACAUUAAAUGAAUGAGAAUUAUUCUGCAUUGCAAUUAACAUUUAAGACAUCUUAGAAGUAAUUAUAGGAUUUUGAUGAAGUGAAUUAAGAAUUAAUAUAAUUAUAAAGGGAAGUAGAAUAUUACAAAUAAUAAGAUAUAAAAAAUAAAUAAGAUUUGGAUUAAUAUAAAUCAUCUUUAUUAAUGAUAGAAAAUAAAUAAAAUUAAUAAGGAAAUUAAGAAUUAGAUAAACUUAGAUAUUAAAAUUAAUAAUUAAGUGAUGAAAUCAAUAAUUUAAAAAAUACAAAUAAAUAAUUAACAAUUAAAGUUUAAUAAAUAUAGAAUGAUUUAUAAUCAUAAUAAACAUUAUCAGAAAGAUAAAAUUAUGCUUUAAAUGAAAGUAAUUAAUUGAAAGCUAAAAUUAAAGAACUUUUGGAUUAGAUUUAAUAUUUAUAGAUUGAAAUUAAUAAAAAGGAUAAAAUAAUAUAAGAAUUAUAAAUUAAACUUGAUUAAUAAAAUAAAAGAAAUGAUUUAGUAAUCAUUAUGGAAAAGGAAAGAAAGGAUUUUGAAUAUAGAAUUAUUUAAUUAGAAAAAUAAUUGGCUGAUUCAAAUAUUUACAAAUCAUAAUUUAUAGAAUUGUAAGGCAAAUAUGAAAAUUUAAGAAAAGACUAUGAGUUAUUAAGGAUCAAAUAUGAAGAAACUAAUAAUAAUUAAUAAAAGAUAUAAUGGUUAGAAAAAUAAUUAACAGAAGUAAGUAUAUAUAAAACUCAAUAUUUGGAAUUGGAGACUAAAAAUAAUCAUUUAAUUUAAGAAUAUGAUAGAUUGAAGAAAGAAUAUGAAUAAUUAAGAUUUAAAUUUGAUGAAGCUAAUUAUUAAUUCAAAAUAAGUUAAUUAGAAAAGUAAUUAUAAGAAGCAAAUAUGUAUAAAAUACAAUAUGUAGAAUUAUAAAACAAAUAUAAUUUUAUAACACAAGAAAGUGAAAAAAUUAAAAAAGAUUAUGAAUAAUUAAAAUAUAAAUUUGAAGAAGUAAAUAAUUAAUUGAUUAUAUCUAAAAAACAAAUAACAAUCUAAUUCAAUACUGAAAUAGAAGCACUCAAAUCAGAAAUGUAGACUUGGAUUUUGAAAUGUAAAACCUAUGAAAACGAAAUCAAUUUUUUAAGAUCUACUAUAACAGAUUAUUAAGAAAAUGAAAAUGAAAACUCUUUAGUAAAAUAAGAAUUAGAAAGAUGGUAAAUAAAGUGUACAGAAUAAGAAAGAGAAAAAUAAUUAUUAAGAUAAAAUUUGUAGGAUUUAGAUAAACUCAAAUAUAAAAUAAAUGAUUUAGAGAAAGAUAAUCAAUCUUAUCAAUUUAAGAUAGUUAGAUUAGAAAAAGAAGCUGAUACUUCUCGUUAAUAGAUAUUAAUGUUAGAAUAAUAGAGAAGCUAAUAUGAUCUCAUUAAAAAAGAUUAUGAUACUUUAUAAUUAAGACUAAAAGAGUAAGAUAGGGAUAAAUCUCAAUUAAGAAAUGAAAUUGAUCAACUUAGACAAUAAUUACAAUAGUUAAAAUAACAAUCAUAAAUGUUAGAAUAGGAAAGGAAUUAAUCUCUUAUGAGAUUUGAAGAAUCUGAUAGAGAAAGAUAAGGAUUAAAAUAAUAGAUUAUGAUUUUAAAUAAUACAAAGUUAGAAUUUGAAAAUAUAAGAAGGGAAUAUGAAAUCUUUAAAUAAAAGUAUGAGCAAUAGGAAAGAGAAACAAAUACUUUAAGAUAAUAAUUGUAAAUACUAAAUACUUAAAAAGGAGAUUUUGAAAGAAUAAAAGUUGAAUAUUCUUAAUUAAGAAUGAAUUUAGAGGAACAAGAUAGGGAACGAAUAUCCUUAAGAUCUUAAUUAUAAUUAGCUUCUAAUUAAAAAAAUGAAAUGGAAAAAUAUAGAUAGGAAUAUGAUAUUCUCAGAAUUAGAUUAGAGGAGUCUGAAAAAGAAAAAAAUUAAGUAAAAGGACAAUUACAAAGUUAUAUUAUAAGCAUUAAUACUUAUAAGGAUUAAAUAGAAAAAUUAAAUAUUUAAUUUAGUUAAUUCUAAUAGGAAUAGGGAUCAUUUUAAUAAUAAGAAAUAAUGAUGAAAAGAGAAAUAGAAAUGCUUAUAUAACAGAUUGAUAUUUUCAAAAAGGAUUAAUAGACUAAGUAAUAAUAAAUAUAAGAGUUUUAAUUCAAAUAUUAAGAGAUUUUAAGGGAAUAUGAAAUUUUAUAAAGUAAAUAAGUAAAUGUUGAUGUUGAUGCAUUAAUGUAUGAGAUAUUUGAACUUAAGAAACAAUUAGUAUAAAAAGAGAAGCAAUAUGAAAUUGAGAGACAAGAGUUUAUAGAGUAGAAAUUUCAAUCAGAGAAAAAUAUAAAAAUAAGAGUAGAGUAAGAAUUAAGAUAGAUGAAUGAAAAGUUUACUUUUGAAAUUGAAGAGUUGAAAAAGUAAAUUUAAAUAGAAAAGUAAUAGAAAUUAUAGAUAGAAACUGAAUUGCGUCUUAAAUAUGAAUAACAAAUUUUAAUUUUAUAGAAACAAAUAAAACCAGUAAUUGAUGUAGAUGCUUUGAUGUAUGAUAUAUUUGAAUUGAAGAAAUAAGUUAUCACAAAAGAUCAACAAUUAGAAUAGUUGAAAAAAGAACAGUAUUAAAUAAGAUUAUAGAUUGAAUAAUAAUUCAAUUAAUAGAGAUUAAAAUUUGAAUAAGAAUUAAAAUUGAAAUUGGAAAGGGAAUUAAGAAUAUCAAUAGAGAAUGAAAUUAGAUAUUAGAUUGAAAAUGAAUAUAAAUUUGAUUAAAAUAUUUAGGAUUAUAUUUUAUAGAUUGAGAAAUGGAAGUCUGUUUGUUAAAUGAGGGAUGAAGAGAUUGAUCAUAUGAGGGGUUUAUAAUAAGCUCUGAAGGAUAAACUUAAUUAAUACACAUAAGAAAUAGAAUCUCUGAAGACUUAAUUGGCAAUGAAUUAGGGCGAAAGGAGAAAGGGAUAUUAAAUAAAAUGA
This is a messenger RNA of Paramecium pentaurelia, 4299 nucleotides long. NCBI's taxonomy places the organism in Eukaryota, Ciliophora, Oligohymenophorea, Peniculida, Parameciidae. The record is from the annotation of a GenBank genome assembly.